This is a messenger RNA of Melampsora larici-populina 98AG31, 618 nucleotides long. RefSeq lists its product as uncharacterized. The transcript is spliced from 3 exons. NCBI's taxonomy places the organism in Eukaryota, Fungi, Basidiomycota, Pucciniomycetes, Pucciniales, Melampsoraceae. The record is from RefSeq and is a predicted model, not a curated record. The coding region runs from base 1 to 618 and encodes 205 amino acids.
AUGUCCCAGCUUAUCAUUUCUGAAGCACCUAUUGCCGCCGUUCUAUGGUCGCACACUACCUCCAUGGCGUCUUUGGACACACCAGGUGUCAACAAGAUUGUGGAUGACUUCUCUCUCCUUAAACCGCUCACCGGUUGGCAGGACAGCCUCCUCACCUGUGUCCAACACAUCAAGCAAUCCCUUGACCACUUCACCGCUCACCCUGCAUCUCCAACACCUUUUGCCCUACAAUAUCCAAACAUCAACACCCUAAAUGAGUUAGCAAUUCAGCAAUCCAAGUCUCCAGUAAUUGAACAAGGUUGUAAGGCUUUCAUGGCUGCAGCUGAGGUAAACAGUGCCUUGGUCAAGACCCACUUUGGUCCAAUGACCAAGGUAAACUUUGAACGUACACAGAAUCUACCAACUUCAACCUCGCAGAGUCUGUUCUCUGUGAAGCCUAAAGCCAGCACACAACUCAAUGGUGUGUAUUCUUCUUUCAUUGAGGUUCCUGGAACGCUGAACGGUUCCAUGCCAUCUCAGGGUGUUGGAUCUGGUCAAUAUCACUAUGUCUGCCUGUGUGUGUCAGGUCUAUUUGAGCACACAGAAGAUUCUAAAAGAAAUAUCAAACAAUUUCCUUGA